AUGCUUAUGACUAUGCAAAGUUGGAACCCGCAAUCCAGCAACUACUACAAACCCAGCACCAGCCAACCCACCAACGCAGCUGCACAGAAUAACGAGAGGAAUCCGCGGCGGUCCCCUUCGCCUGGCCGAUCGCACACCCACUUCGCCUCCUCCUCCUCCGACGAGGCCUCCGCAGCUGGCCAGCGGUCCAAGCCGGCGGCAAGGCGCCGUUCACCGCCUCUGAUGAAUGCGUUAUUAGGGAACGCGCCGCAGCCCGUGAUGUACGUGCGGGCGCUGUACGACUACGAGGCCGAUGAUCGCACGAGCUUGAGCUUUCACGAAGGAGAUGUCAUCCAGGUCAUCACCCAGCUGGAAAGCGGCUGGUGGGACGGCGUGAUCAACGGGGUGCGAGGCUGGUUCCCCAGUAAUUACUGCCAGGUGAUCGCCAAUCCGGAUGAUGCCGCGGAGGACAAUAUAAACGGUUUAAGAGGGCAUUCGGACGAGGACGAUGCCGGCGAUGAUGAGGAGGAAUCCGAGGAGGAGGAGGAGCAUUACGAGGAGGAUGCCGCUGAUUCGGAACGGGGCGAUACUACACAGCUACCCAUCGAAGGGGUAACAAAAAGUGAGCGGACCAGGGCCGAUUUCUGGAUACCCCAGGCCACCCCCGACGGAAGAUUAUUUUAUUUUAAUACGGAGACGGGCGAGAGUAGCAUGGAGCUUCCUCUUGAAUCGCCAUCGUCGGCGACUGAGAGUGGACCCCGUAAUCGGAUGAAUGUUAAUAUUCCAGAGAAGACCAGGCCACCUCCAGAGAUGAUGGCUCGGGGCUACAUUCAAGACGAAGAUGACGAUUCGGAAGGAAAUUCGGCUUCAGAGCUAGAAGGAGAGUCUCUUAUGCUUGCAUCACGGAGCGCUUUUCAAAAAAAGCGACGCUCUUUCGUUUCCGACGGUGUAUCUCCCGCAACUUCUAUGGAUUCAAUCAAUGACCCAUCGCCAAAAUCAAGAUCCGACCCAUUCUCAACCUCGAUGCCCAUUAUGGGCCCCUCCACUACUUCCUUCACCAACCCCGCACUCAGCCCCCCACAUACUGCGGCACUCCCUCGGUCAUUCUUUGACGAUGGCGCUGCUUCCCCGUUAACUUGGAAUAGAUUGGUAGCGAAGAUGAAGAGGGCAAUUGACCGAUAUAGGGAAGCCAUCAUCAAUGGCGACCGGUCAGAGUAUGUGCGUCGGGCCGAAGAUAUUUCAGACCACCUCCGGCUGUUGCUCGCGGCAGGAUCAGGAACAACGGACAACCACUCCGGCCAGCCCUCUAUCAUAUCGACGAAUAAGGCGCUAUAUCCCCAUUUUCGGGAUAUGAUGUCAAAAUUCUCCAAGUUGGUUAUAUCUUCCCAUAUUGCUGCCGCCGACUGGCCAAAUGCGGAAUCGUAUCAGAAAUGCCUCCAAGAGGCAGACGGGGUUCUGCAAGGAGUAUUCAGUUAUGUGGAGGUGGCAAGACAACAGCGAGGAGAAGAUAUACCGCGCCUCCUACCGGGAUUCGUCAUUGGCAGUACAACUGGGGGUAGUUGGCAGCAUAAUGGACUUGGUUCUCGGGAUCCCCUGACGUCAAAUUUCCUAGACGAAGAGGACGCGCUUGCUGAACCUUCUGCCACUCUUGAUGCUGGUCUAAUGGAGCGUAUUGACGAUUUGAAGCGGAUGCUAAUUUCAAGUAUACGGAAACUGGAGGAACAUCUUGUGGUCACGGAACAAAUCGUCUCUCCUUAUAGACAUGAGCUGAUCGGGAACAACGUGUGUUCUGCCGCCAAGAAGGUUCUGGAAAUGUUCAGACCUUGGGUCUCAACCAUUGAAUCCAUCAGCCUAUCAUCACUAGGUAGUGCCUUCCAAAACCCGCAGUUGGUUGACUUCGCGGUGUAUAAGCAGAAUUUGUAUGACAAUAUGUCAGAUCUUGUUUUAGGUUGUCAAGUCGUGGCAGGGCCACUGGGUGAUGAGUGGGCCGAGGUUCGUGGCGAUUCGCUCGAAGGUCGACUUAACUAUGUCCGACAUUGCGCCAAGCAGCUCGAGACCAACUCCUCGCAUAUUGGCUUUUCACUUCAACUAUUGGGCGAACAGGUACAAAUGGCCAUACAGCAACAGGACAGCCGGCAUGUCCGCCCUCGUGAAGAUAGUCUACAGCGGGAUCCAAGGAGAGUGGAAAGCACCAUAUACGAGCGUCCUCAUCAACGGUCUGACUCGCGAAUCAAUCAGGUCUUGAGACCUGGACUGGCUGGUAUCGGUCAAUCACAGUCUUUCACGGAGGGCGAUCCAACGGCGAAUUUCCGCAAGGGCGAAAAUUCAAAAGUACGGAAGUUCUUUGGAGAAGAGCCACGGUCAGAUGAGACUCCCGAUUUCCUCAAGCUUGACCAUGAGCAAGACAUCUCAUGGGACACCAAGGUCGAGCCUCCACAAUUGAAGGGGGGAACAUUAUUGGCAUUGGUUGAGCAAUUGACUCGCCACGAUAAGCUUGACUCGAGCUUCAACAACACUUUCCUCUUAACGUAUCGAUCUUUCACCAAUGCUCGAGAGCUCUUUGAGUACCUUGUCAGGAGAUUCCAGACCCAGCCACCUGAAGGGAUGGCCCAGGGGGAUUAUGAGAUGUGGAGAGACCGCAAACAGAAGCCCAUCAGAUUCCGGGUGGUCAAUAUCCUCAAGAGUUGGUUUGAUAACUUCUGGAUGGAAGACCAGAGUGACGAUACCAAGUCUCUAAUACGUGAUGUCUAUGCCUUCGCCAGAGACACGGUCAAGACAACCGAAACUCCUGGAUCUGGACCCUUAAUGACGGUUCUCGAGCAGCGGCUGCGCGGACAAGACCCCUCCGCAAAGCGACUUGUUUUGACGUUGAGCCAAAAUGCUCCACAACCUAUCAUACCCAAGAACAUGAAGAAGUUGAAGUUCCUGGAUAUUGAUGUAACCGAAUUUGCGCGCCAGCUGACUAUUGUGGAGUCAAAGCUUUACGGGAAGAUCAAGCCUACAGAAUGUCUCAACAAGACUUGGCAAAAGAAGGUCGGCGAGGGUGACCCAGAACCGGCGCCAAACGUCAAGGCGCUCAUCCUUCACUCUAAUCAAUUGACCAAUUGGGUGGCGGAGAUGAUUUUGACUCAGGCGGAGGUGAAGAAGCGUGUUGUCGUUGUCAAACAUUUCGUUCAAGUAGCUGAUAAAUGCCGGCAACUCAACAACUACUCCACGUUGACAUCGAUCAUCUCUGCUUUGGGUACCGCGCCUAUCCAUCGUCUAAAGCGGACAUGGGACCUGGUCCCUCAGAAGACCCUUACCGUGCUCGAAGGCAUGCGCCGGCUUAUGGGUAGCACGAAGAACUUUGGUGAAUACAGAGAGAGCUUGCAUCUGGCCAACCCGCCAUGUAUACCCUUCUUUGGCGUGUAUCUCACGGAUCUCACAUUCAUCGAAGAUGGUAUCCCAUCCAUCAUCAAAAAGUCGACGUUAAUAAACUUUGCCAAACGGGCCAAGACAGCUGAAGUCAUCCGCGAUAUCCAGCAGUACCAGAACGUACCUUAUCCCUUGCAACCAGUAGUGGAGCUCCAGGAGUAUAUUUUGAGCAAUAUGCAAGCGGCAGGGGAUGUGCACGAGAUGUAUGAGAGGAGCUUGACAGUAGAGCCACGUGAGCGAGAAGAUGAAAAGAUAGUGAGUUACCACGCGGAGAAAUGGAAAGCUUGCUAG
This is a messenger RNA of Venustampulla echinocandica, 3684 nucleotides long. RefSeq names its product Cell division control protein-like protein Cdc25. Gene Ontology annotation, biological process: Ras protein signal transduction; positive regulation of GTPase activity. The coding region runs from base 1 to 3684 and encodes 1227 amino acids. The transcript has 5 exons. NCBI's taxonomy places the organism in Eukaryota, Fungi, Ascomycota, Leotiomycetes, Helotiales, Pleuroascaceae. Gene Ontology annotation, molecular function: guanyl-nucleotide exchange factor activity; protein binding. Gene Ontology annotation, cellular component: plasma membrane. The record is from RefSeq and is a predicted model, not a curated record.